UUUGAUCAACUUUGUAACGGUCUGAGUCCUCACAGGAAAACGGGCAGCAUCUCCUGAAAGUCGAGUUUGCAAUCUUACCCUCCUUUCUCCAAGAUGAACAGAAUUAUUCUUCAACUUUUUGCAGUCGGAUUCUGCUUUGCUGUCGGCCAAGCUCUGCAGUGCUACAAAUGCAAACUCGGCUUCUGGAAUCUGUGCAUAACCUCAAAGGACACUUGUGACGAGGGAGAACGUUGCUUCAGUGGUGUUGGGACGGCAGCCUCCUUCAUGAAUAUCACGAUGAAGGGCUGUCUAGCUGAGGCCGACUGCAACAGCACCAAAGAGGUGAACUUUCCCAGCAGCAGCUCCAACACCACCGUCUACACCAUGACCAAGACGUGCUGCAACACCGACCUGUGCAACGCCGCGCCCGGUCUGCCGGGGGCCUCCGGGCUCAGCCUGACCUUCGCCACCAUCACUGCUCUGCUUGUGGCCAAAGUCCUGGUUUGACAGAGGAUAUAGGGGAUACAUGGAUGACACACAGUGCAUACACACAUUAAAAACACACACACUACAUGUUGCACACACACGAGCACUACCAGGAUUAAAUCAAAUGCCCUCCUCAGACAUGAGCUCUGUGGUUUUGCAACUUUUUUUCUCCACAUGGGUCUUGUUUACUAUCCUUGAGGUGUAUUGUACUACUCACACAAGUGUAUAUCUCAGUUAAAAUUUAUUUCACUCUUUGUUUUUGGAUUUUUAGUAUGUAUAAGCCCUCAUUUCACUGCAGGAGAUGUUAAAAUGUUAGCGGACAGACAAUUUAAAGUCCUAAAAUGAGUGUUUAACACUGACAAGAUGCAAGUUCCCUGCCGUUAACUUGAAGGAGCAGUCUGAAGUUUUGUUACAAGGCUAUGUUGGUCAGCAGCUGAGUGACAUGUUGGGUAUGUCGCUGUAUGACUAUCUAGGAGAGUUUGUGCUGUUUGUUAUAGCUUAAGGGAAUAGUUUGACACUUGUUGGAAAAUGUGCUCAUUCAGCUUUUUCUUUUUAAAAUUUUUUUGGGCCAAGAGUUGCAUUAGAUUUGAUAUCAGUCUCAUGUCUGUGUAGAAAAUACGAAGCUACAAGCCAGGAGACAGUUAGCUUAGCUUAGCAUAAAGACUGGCAACAGCUGGAAAUGGCUAGCCUGGCUCUGUCUAAAGGUUAAAAAAAAAAAAAAAAAAAACUCACCUGUUGCAGCUUCAGCUCUGUCACUCCGCUUGGCUAAUGUUUCCACUUUUGCCACAGCCUCCUCUUUCUGUUGACAGUCCCACCUGGAGCUGAAACUGGAAAAGGAGACUUCUCCCUGAAAGCUCUCACAUCUGAUCUGGACUGGCAAAGACUGGUACUGGACUGGUGAAGGGAUAAAACACACAGAUAACUAAUGUGUUCAACAACUGUGAUUUUUGUUACUUGUAGUCAGAACCAGGCUAGCUGUUUCCCCUUGUUACCAGUCUUUAUGCCAAGCUAAGUUAACUGUGUUCUGGCUGUAGCUUCAUGUUUGUCCUGCACACAUGAAGGUCGUAUCAAUUUCCUAAUCCAACUCUCUGAAAGAAGGGGAGUACGUUCAUUUUCCAAAUUGUCAAACUAUUCUUUUAAUUUAUUGCCUUUGACCCACUGUAUUGUCAUUUUAGAGUCAUAAUAUUCAAAAGCCAAUAUAUGAUUUCAAAGCUUCUAUAAACAUUUCUUACUUCUAUUCAUUUCAUUUUAUUGCCAGUUGCUUUGCAUUCACUUUAUUACCAUGUCGCUAACAUAAUGUAAAUGGGGCCCUUGGCUUUUGUCUUGCGGUAUCUGUGAACCUUUUUUUUUUUUUUUUUGGGACUACAGCAGCUUCAUUAACUCUGUGUGU
Messenger RNA from Seriola dumerili (greater amberjack), 1855 nucleotides. It is a transcript of the gene spaca4l, whose product is annotated as sperm acrosome associated 4. Gene Ontology annotation, cellular component: membrane. Lineage: Eukaryota; Metazoa; Chordata; Actinopteri; Carangiformes; Carangidae. Gene Ontology annotation, molecular function: transmembrane receptor protein serine/threonine kinase activity. Bases 94 to 486 code for a protein of 130 amino acids. The transcript is spliced from 3 exons. The record is from RefSeq and is a predicted model, not a curated record.